UCCUGCAGCUGCAGGCUACAGCCCCUUGUAUUUGAUCCCCUGUGCCAGGUCUCCGCUCUCUACCCCGCACGGUCUAUCAGGCUCUUUGUGGAAAACGAAACCACAGGUGCGCCAACGGGUUAUCCUGCAAGGGAGCGACCGCGUUUAGUUCGGAGCUCUGUUUGUCGGAGGGUCUUCUAUCGCCAGGUGCCCCAGAAGUAAAACCUGCCAUCACAGACCUAGCUUACUCGCGCUUCCACUGUCUCUACAUGUAUCAUGGCUCUGGUUGCACUGUGUUGUAUCCUGGCGCUGUGUCUCUGUUCUCCUAUCUCUGCGCUACCUGUGGGGACAUCUCCUCCGGUGGAGUCUUCCCUGAACCUCUUCCCGCUGGCCUUCUCGCCGCUCGUGAUAUUGGUCGCUCUCAAGCUUGGAUAUCUCAAGCUUAGAAGAACUCAGUUGAUCCACCCAUCGGAUCACAGCUCUGGUGCCUCCUCCAGUCUCAGCCUGCGCGUAGGAGCCGUCCGACUCCAUCUGAAGCUCGUACAGACAACCUUUCUCACAGGCUUCCUGGGCUCACCAGCUUGGGAGACGAGAGCUCAGCCCAGUACAAGUAACACCGGCCUGGUUCAGUACCUUCGCCGCGGCGCACCUUCCUGCACCCCGUCUCCCGUCUUAUACUCGCGCAUUCUGGGCGGUUCGUCGCGUAAUUCCCGAUCCAACACAUCUGCGCGGCAACGCCAGCCAAGGCGUGUUUUGCUUCUCGGAACGCACAUGAAGAUGGUGGUCACGCAGAUAUCCACAGCUGCGCAAGCGAACAUCCAUCCUCCCUUCCAUGUGUUACUACUGCGACACCCUUGCCUGCUGUACCUUCCCCUGUCUAUUUGCCGUCUCGAUGUGGGAUGGGCUCGCUCCAGCUGCAGUCUCCCUCGUUGAUGCAGGUUAUGGAACCCGUCCUAUUAGCGAUGGCUCUCGACUCGAAGGACCCGACCGUGGCAAGGAGUGCUGGUGAUCAUCCACCAUCUGC
This is a messenger RNA of Fomitopsis serialis, 1003 nucleotides long. RefSeq lists its product as uncharacterized. The record is from RefSeq and is a predicted model, not a curated record. The transcript has a single exon. Lineage: Eukaryota; Fungi; Basidiomycota; Agaricomycetes; Polyporales; Fomitopsidaceae. Bases 256 to 912 code for a protein of 218 amino acids.